CACUCCACACAAGACUAGUAUAAAUAACAAGUAUGUUUUGAAGAAGAAGCCACACACUACAGUUUACAAAUCUAACAAAUGUGCUCUAUCUUAUGUUCAAAGCUUGGUUGGGAAAACAAAGUUGAAGCAAAAACCACAAUGUCGACUUCAGAGUAUAAGAAGCUGGGUUACAACAAAAAGAUGCUCUUAAACUAUGUUCCUGUCUAUGUGAUGCUUCCGUUGGGAGUGGUUUCGCCUAAAAAUUCAUUCAAAGACGAGGAAGGAACCAGGAUGCAACUACAAAAGCUUAAAGAAGCCGGUGUGGACGGAAUAAUGGUGGACGUAUGGUGGGGAAUUAUAGAAUCCAAAGGUCCAAAGCAAUAUGAUUGGAAGGCUUAUCGACGUUUAUUCCAAGUUGUACAAGAAUGUGGCCUCAAAAUCCAAGCUAUUAUGUCUUUCCACCAAUGUGGAGGCAAUGUUGGGGAUAUUGUCUUCAUUCCACUCCCUCAAUGGGUUCUCGAUGUUGCCAAAUCCAACCCCGAUAUCUUUUAUACCAAUCUAUCUGGUGUUAGGAACCCCGAAUAUCUUAGUCUUGGUGUCGAUAAUGAGCCUCUCUUUGGAGGAAGAACACCUAUCCAGAUCUAUAGUGAUUUCAUGAAGAGUUUCAGAGAGAAUAUGUCAGAAUUCUUUAAAGCAGGAACCAUAGUGGACAUAGAAGUAGGUACUGGUCCAGCAGGGGAGCUACGUUACCCUUCUUAUCCAGAGACUCAAGGAUGGAGUUUUCCAGGAAUUGGAGAAUUUCAGUGCUAUGACAAAUAUUUGGCAGAAGAUUUCAAGAAAGCAGCAACAGAAGCAGGGCAUUCUGAAUGGGAGUUACCUACUGAUGCUGGUAAAUACAAUGACACCCCUGAAGAAACAGAUUUUUUCAGAAGAAAUGGAACUUACAAAACUGAUAAAGGUAUCUUCUUCUUGACUUGGUACUCCACCAAGUUGAUACUCCAUGGUGAUCAAAUCUUGGAAGAAGCUAACAAAGCAUUUCGCGGUUGUAAACUCAAGUUAGCAGUUAAGGUAUCAGGAAUUCAUUGGUGGUUCAACUAUCAUUGUCACGCGGCUGAGCUGACUGCAGGGUACUAUAACUUGUAUGGCACUAGAGAUGGAUAUCGGCCAAUUGCAAGGAUGCUAACUAGGCACAAUGCCAUCUUGAAUUUUACAUGUCUUGAAAUGAGGAACACUGAACAGCCUGCUGAAGCUUGUAGUGAUCCACAAGGACUUGUUCGACAGGUAUUAAGUGAUGCAUGGAAAGAGAGCAUCAAAGUUGCAGGUGAAAAUGCACUUCCUAGAUAUGACAGCACAGCUUACAACCAAAUCCUGUUGAAUGCUCGACCCAAUGGUCUAAACAAAAAGGGGGCACCAGCACUGAAGAUGUUUGGGUUUACUUAUCUUCGUGUGUCUGACGAUCUGCUAGAGAAGAACAACUACAAGAUUUUUAAGAAGUUUGUCAAGCGAAUGCACGCUAACCAAAAAUACUGUCCAGACCCAGAAAAGUAUGGAAACCUUAUUGAUCCGUUAGGACCAUCAAAGCCGAGGAUUCCAAUUGAUGAUCUUAUGGACGCGACAAAACCAACUGAGCCUUUUGAAUUUGAUCAAAAGACUGAUAUGAGUGUUGAUGGUUCACUUUCUGCCUUUGUAGCCAAACUCAACUGUUUCAUGCCUUGCCUAUUCUAAUCAGUGUAUGACUCAAACCAGGCCACUUCGAUCUUCUAGGUCUCGUUUCAUGUAUCUGAUAAAUAAAAUGAAGAGAAGUUGUUGACAGGCUAAA
Molecule: messenger RNA, 1798 nt
Organism: Spinacia oleracea (spinach)
Lineage: Eukaryota; Viridiplantae; Streptophyta; Magnoliopsida; Caryophyllales; Amaranthaceae
Product: beta-amylase
Exons: 8
Coding region: 79-1704 (541 amino acids)
Biological process (GO): polysaccharide catabolic process
Molecular function (GO): beta-amylase activity
Source: RefSeq, a predicted model, not a curated record